UAAUUUAAAAAAAAAGGGGUUUAAUGAUUCGAAAAAGUUUAAAAUGUAAUUGCAAAACCUAUAAAUUACAGUCAGGUACAUGUAUAUGUUACUAAUGGACUAGGAAGUUUGUGAAAACAUUACCUGUGAAACGUCUUCCGUCUUUAUUACAAGGACAUAUUGUUCAGGCAUUGAUGUUAAAUCAUUCUGCUAAUCACUAAAGCAGAUAUAGGAAAAAGAAGGAAGAGUAAUGCGAUGCCUUUUAUACAACGAAAGACCGUCCCUGCCCGCCUUAGCCAAGUUCAGCUUACAAAAGAUGUUGCUAUAGGGGAUGAACUCAAUUGCAUAGCUAACCAUACCCUUUGUGGGAUAAUACAACAGCUUAGUAGCCUGAGUGACAAUGCCUCGGAAAUGUUUGAAGAUCUGCUUACAGAGACAAUGAAUGUCAUCACUAGAUCAAAAAACCUCAAAAAUAAAGUCAGCGAAAUGAAAGAACAAUGUAAAAUGCUUGAAAAGGAGGAGACUGGGGGAUCUUUGCAUGCAGUGAACAUUGAAAAUGAAAAGGCACUAUCGCAGCAUUUUGAUCAACAAAUUCUGAGUUUAGAAAGCAGAUCUAAUGCUAUAAGAACAAUCUACGAGGCUGCUAAUCCUCCGCCUGCUAUUACAAAGAUGAACCAAUUCAGGGAAAAUGGUACGAAUGGAUUGAAACUGUAUACAGACCCAACGUUUUUCUUUAUGCAUUGGUUUUCACAGAUGCAGAAAAAGGAACCCGAUAAUCGAGAGCAUAAAAUAAAGAGAGCAGAAAGAAAAACAAGGCGACAAAAUGGAAGUGGACCUAGACAAAUUAAGAGAACACGGGAUAUAAUGAAAGAAAAGGCAAAACGUGAGGAAUUCAGCUCAAAGGGUCUUCAACCAAGUCACGGGAAGUGUAAGAAGAAUAAAAAGAAAAAUAUGGAAGGUUUUUCAAAUACACAGUGGGAAGAACGACAUCCUGACCAAGUUCCUGCAAAUGGAACAGAACACGACAAGGUGCAAAAUGAAACCUCAAUCUCAGUACCACUUGCCAUUAAUGAUAACGAAGAUGUUACAACGCCGCCAGUUCCUCUGCGUAAACACAAUGAAACAUGCCAUAAUACACAGUCUGUGUUACCUGCACCGCCAGAUGAAAGAUAUAGCCAAUUACCACCACCGCCGCCAGACGACAGAUAUAGUCAAUUACCACCACCGCCGCCAACACCGCCACCUAUUCUAACAGAUAAUGAUCCACAAAUUUAUCCCAGAAACAGCGUCGCUCCUCACGAUUUUUAUCAAAAUGACAAAGAAAACUCUAUUAAUGAAGAUCGAGACUCUAUUUUCCCUUUACCACCGCCACCAGAUCUUUUAGAAUUGAAUAAUGACGAGGAAAUUGACAGUUUUAUGGAGCCACCUCCUCCACUUGAAAUAACUUCAAACAUGAUCAGACCAUCAAAUAAGCUCAAAGCAAAGAGGAUAAGUACAUUUGUCAUGACAUCCGGCAUGGAAACGAGCGACAAUAUAGAUGGGCGGCGAUAUACCAAACUCAUAGAUUAUCCGGGAAUUUCUAAUGCACCGCCACCACCACCGCCACCUCCGGUACCAGGAUUACCACCUCAGCCAAAUGGAUCGGUAACGAAUAAUGCACCUACUACUUCUGAAUCUCUACCUGCAGCGGGAGUGUUUACAGAAAAUUCUCUACUCGCAAUUAAAAAGAACCUAAAACAGGCGAAAGAAAGAAAGACACCAGCACAGUCAGUAAAAACACAGUCAAACCAACUUGAUGUUAACACAAUAAUGAACCGAGCGUUAGAAGGCCACAGAAAGUUCAUCGAGGACAGUUCAAGUGACGAGGACGAUAGUGACUUUUCUGAUAGUGAUAGUGACUGGGAUUAAUACCGAAAGAUUGCGAAUAAACUGAAAUCAGUAAAACUGAGGACUUAAUUCAAUUUAGUGGCGAUUUCAAAUAUAAGUAUUUGGAAAAAAUGCUAUAGACCAAUGACGAAUCUAAAGAAUUCAGUUGAAUCUGAAAUUUUAAGUUUCGUGAAUGAUUUGUUUUACAUUCUUGAAUACUGCACAUGCAUGCUUUAGAAUAUAAAGAAAAUCAUAUCAUCUGCUUAUUAUAAAUAUAGGAUGGCCUGAAUGGGGUUAAAGAAGAGAAAAUAAUGGCAAAACAAUAAAUGAUAGAAAUCAAUGAAAACAAUGGGGUGCUAAAAUAAAACGCAAAUUUGGUGAUAAUGGUAAAAUUACGGAAUUACUACAUCGCGUAAAUUUUACGCGAAACUAAAACUGUAUCAAGGUAAUGGUUUAUAUAUAUAUUUGAUUGCAUUCAAUAUGUGUUUGUACAAGUAUAAUUUGAAAAUAAAAUGAAUAUAAAAACUUA
Molecule: messenger RNA, 2374 nt
Organism: Mytilus californianus (California mussel)
Lineage: Eukaryota; Metazoa; Mollusca; Bivalvia; Mytilida; Mytilidae
Product: actin-binding protein WASF3-like
Exons: 8
Coding region: 235-1887 (550 amino acids)
Biological process (GO): actin cytoskeleton organization; positive regulation of Arp2/3 complex-mediated actin nucleation
Cellular component (GO): cytoskeleton
Molecular function (GO): protein kinase A regulatory subunit binding; Arp2/3 complex binding
Source: RefSeq, a predicted model, not a curated record